CCUGCGUAUUGAUGUUGACCCAAAACAUCAAUAAACUCAAGUUUCUCGCUUAAAUCCUUAUUACACUCACUGUUUUAUGCCGUAAUGCCGCCAAAACCCCUUUUUUCCGGCGCCCCAACCGUGCAAACCCCCCAAGUGUUGUGAUUUGCACCCGACCUAACCUCACUCCGCGAUGGGCAUCGAUUUCGAUAUUUUGGAGCACUGUAAGAAAGUGCGAGCCGACCAUGGGCCCCCAUACACGUGUCCUAUAGAAAAGUGCGGGCGGACGUACAAAUCGGUGUGUGGGUUACAGUACCAUUUGAAGAGUUACGACCAUGAUAACCCAACUCCCUUGCCGCCAUGCACCCCCAGUACCCCCAAGAGUAAGAAAGGUAGGGCAAGAGCGACGCCGGCUGCGGUCCCAUCGGCUCCAAGUGUGCCCGAACCUUUGACUUUUGAAGAGGCCCAGAAGAUGGUACAGUUUGAUAUCAAUGGGCAGGUUUUGCGGUGGAAUAUUAACGAUGCGUUGGAUAUGGUGGUGAAGGAGGACUUGUCGGAUGAUGACGUGCCGGAUACUGGACGGUUUGAGCAAGCCCAAGAGCCUUCAGCACAAUUGCCUGAAGCCAGUUUCAAAGAACUCGACAAUUAUAACAUCUGUGACGCCCCCCCACGUCCCAAUGCAUACAUCAGGUUUAUAGAGAAGAGUGUAGAGGAGUUGGAUGGAGAGGUUGAAUAUGAUGUUGAUGAGGAAGACACCACUUGGUUGACUUUAAUGAACGAAAAACGCGAAACUGCAGGUCUCAACCCCGUCUCUGUGGACUCUCUGGAACUCUUAAUGGACCGUUUAGAGAAAGAGUCGUAUUUUCAGGUCUAUCACGUAAAUGGUCAGGCUUCAGUUAACGGUCACACGGGGGCUGUCGUCGACGACGAUGCCGUCUGUUGCAUUUGCAUGGAUGGCGAGUGUCAAAACACUAAUGUUAUUUUAUUUUGCGACAUGUGUAACCUUGCGGUCCACCAGGACUGCUAUGGGGUCCCCUACAUCCCCGAAGGACAGUGGCUUUGCCGCCGUUGUCUCCAAUCGCCCAGUCGGGCCGUUGAUUGUGUCCUGUGCCCCAAUCAAGGAGGCGCUUUCAAACAAACCGACAGGGGGCACUGGGCACACGUUGUUUGUGCUCUGUGGAUCCCCGAAGUGCGGUUUGCUAAUACUGUUUUUCUUGAACCUAUCGAUUCCAUUGAAACCAUUCCAGCAGCAAGAUGGAAGCUGACUUGUUACGUGUGCAAACAGAGGGGCGUGGGGGCGUGUAUACAGUGUCACAAGACCAAUUGCUAUUCGGCGUUUCAUGUCACGUGUGCGCAACAGGCGGGGCUUUACAUGAAAAUGGACACAGUGAAGGACACGGGGGAUUCACAGCCGGUCCUCGUACAGAAAAUAGCCUACUGUGAUGUGCAUGCGCCGGCUGAAAGCAGUGAGGCGAAAAAAGAAGACGCCCGUCAAAAAAUGAAAAAAGCUCGCAAAAUGCUAGCGAAAAAACGAACAUCGGCUCCGGUUAUUCUCAUUCCGACCAUUCCUCCGGACCGGAUUCAAGAAAUCGGUGCUUUGGUGACGAUAACGAAAAAAUCGCAAUUUAUUCAACGUUUGAUCGCCUAUUGGACGUUAAAGCGGCAAUUUCGAAACGGUGUGCCCCUCUUGAGACGUCUCCAGAGUGCCCAAGGGGGCCCUCGAGACUCCAAUACGAGCAAUGUUGAUACAAUCGAACUGUGUAGGCAGUUGAAAUAUUGGCAGUGUUUGAGACAGGAUCUGGAACGGGCCAGGUUGCUUUGCGAAUUGGUCCGAAAGCGCGAAAAAAUCAAACUCGAAUCGAUAAAAAUCUCCGAAAAGUGUCUAAAAAUUCAGCUGAAGCCUCUCGAGGCGAGUUUACGCCUCGUCCUUGAUCUCGUAGCCGCCAAGGACACCAACGAGAUAUUCAGCGAACCCGUCGACCUUGAGGAGGUACCAGACUAUACCACUGUGGUAUCCGAGCCCAUGGAUUUGAGUACCAUGAGAAAAAAACUCGACGAUGGUCUAUAUCCUGACCUAACCUCCAUGGAGAAAGAUUUCGAUUUAAUGAUCGCCAAUUGUCUCGCUUAUAAUAACCGAGAUACAGUUUUCUACCGAGCGGCCAUAAAAAUGCGCGAUCAAUGUGGCGCCAUCUUUCGUCAAGCUCGCAAAGAACUGGAAGCUUGCGGUCUAUUGAACGAAGCGAGUGGCGAAAAUUCGGCAUCGGGGAAUGAGGAGGCGCUUGCGUCCGAUAUCGAUAAAGAAUUGGAGAGUUUACAAGGGAAGGUGGGGCCUGAUGUGAUCACGAAAUUGGAAGAGUUAUUGGUCAAAAGUCAGGCCCUUAAACACGGAUUGGCCAGAGCGAAAAGAGUGAAAGUGGUGAGGAGCGAAUUGAAUAAGGCUAAGAAAAAUUUGGCCAAUACGGAUAGCUCGCAGUCGGACGGAGAGAACGAGGGGGGCGGAGACUCGAAGAAUAGUUCCCAAAGUUCAGGUGUGUCGCCAGGCGGCGUCAAUCGCCGUACUGCGGUUCUUUUCACCCGCAAGGCGCAGGCGGCGUUGAAAAAACCAACAGAAGAAAAAGGAGACAAGGAGACUCCACCCCCAGAAGCCCCCAAACCGAAGAAGAAAGGUCGUCCUAGACGUAAUCCUGAGACGACUGUGGGCUCCACCGUCAACGCGAAAAAGCUCGAAUCAGUCCCCGACAGUUUCAAGGUGUACCGCGCCGGCCAUCAGACCUCCGCUGACGAAAACAGUGACAGUGGCACAAGUCUAUCAACAUGUUAUUCGCACGAAUUGUCCGAAAUCGAUUCGGAGGAUGACAGUAAUUCGGACACGGUGCCCGAAAAUUCGGAUCUCGUGUCCGAAAAAAUCGAAUUGAAACCUUUGCAACUAGUGUGGGCGAAAUGUAGAGGGUAUCCGUGGUACCCCGCGUUGAUAAUCGACCCAGAAAUGCCCAAAGGACACGUACAUAAGGGGGUACCGAUACCCUCGCCCCCGGCCGAAGUUUUAGCCUUGAAGUCGAAUUAUACCGAACUUGUGUACUUGGUGUUGUUUUUUGAUGCGAAGAGGACGUGGCAGUGGUUACCGGCCGAGAAAUUGGAGAUUUUGGGAAUUGACAGGGAGAGGGACGAGGCGAAGACAAAUGAACCGAGGAAACCUGCUGACAGGAAAGCAGUGAAAAAAGCCUACGAGAAUGCCCUACAAUAUGAAUCCCAAGUUAACGGACCGGACGCAUCAGAGGCGGCGGCGUAAAUUUGACAUUUCAAAUGUCACUUUAUUUUAUUCCAGAUCUCGUUGUAAAAUUUAAGAUUUUAAAUAAAUAAAGAAAUGAUUAAU
Messenger RNA from Tribolium madens (black flour beetle), 3352 nucleotides. RefSeq names its product peregrin (gene Br140). The coding region runs from base 173 to 3268 and encodes 1031 amino acids. The record is from RefSeq and is a predicted model, not a curated record. The transcript is spliced from 12 exons. Gene Ontology annotation, biological process: regulation of transcription by RNA polymerase II. Gene Ontology annotation, cellular component: MOZ/MORF histone acetyltransferase complex. NCBI's taxonomy places the organism in Eukaryota, Metazoa, Arthropoda, Insecta, Coleoptera, Tenebrionidae. Gene Ontology annotation, molecular function: protein binding.